GCACUCUCUUACGUCGACGUCCACGAGAACAGAGCUGAUACAACAACACGCCUGAGCUCCACCAUCAAAUAUCUCGCUGCUUUCUGAACCAUGUCGCUGAGCCCAAAGCACACGACACCCUUUUCAGUGACAGAUAUUUUGAGCCCAAUUGAGGAGACCUACAAGAAGUUUAGUGGCAUGGAGAGCACCGGAAACCUCACAUCUCCAUUGGGAGCGUACCGGCAAUCUCAGGUGUCCCAGACUGGCAUGCAGCAACACUCUAUGGGCCACAACGCCACUGUGGCGACCACCUACCAUAUGCCACACUCCGUUUCCCAGUUCUCGCAUAGUGCAAUGGGGGGCUACUGCAAUGGCAGCAUGGGGGACCUACCCUCUUACCAAGAAACUAUGAGAAACAGCGCAGCAGCAACAGGGUGGUACGGCGCCAAUCCUGACCCUAGAUACUCCACAAUUUCUAGAUUCAUGGGACCUUCCACAGGUAUGAACAUGACAGGAAUGGGCACGCUGACAGGCAUGGCCGACACAUCUAAAUCCAUCCCACCUAUGCACGCCGCUCCAAGGAGGAAACGCCGGGUGCUCUUCUCUCAAGCACAAGUCUACGAGCUGGAAAGGAGAUUUAAGCAACAGAAAUACCUUUCAGCGCCAGAGAGGGAACACCUGGCAAGCAUGAUACAUCUAACCCCGACACAGGUCAAGAUCUGGUUUCAGAAUCACCGCUACAAGAUGAAACGGCAGGCCAAGGACAAAGCAGCGCAACAGCUUCAACAGGAGGGCAACCUGUGUCAACAGCAGCAGUCACCGAGGAGAGUGGCUGUCCCUGUCUUAGUGAAGGACGGCAAGCCUUGUCAAAACGGCUCCAACACACCGACGCCGAACCAGCAGCAAAUGCAACAGCAGCAGCAAAACGGUUCCGGUGUCGUACACCCAACCUCGAGUAAUUCUAUGAACCAGCACCAAAACCAGCAUGUCAAUGCACUGGUCCAGGCCCAAGACCUUGAGGAAUUGUCCCCCAGUCCCCCGUCACUUCACUCACAAAUGAACAACAUGGGCCAGAUAGACACUAAUGUAGAUUACACAAAUAACAUGGUCACAUCAAAUUUGCUUUAUGGCCGAACGUGGUAAGACAAACCACUUUUUUUCUUUCCUUUUUUUUUUUUUUUUUACAAACUUUAGUGUCCUCUGAGUAAAGAAAUGCGCGUGAGGGUGAGGCCAAAAUCAGACAGUGCUGCUUCACAUUUCAUGCAUCCAUGUGACGAUUUAAAAGCGGGUGAUCGGAUCAAAGGAACACGUUUUUGUGGAAAUGUGCCAAUUUCAAAAAAAAAAAAAAAAAAGAAAACAAAAAAGAAAGUUUUGUCGGCACAAUUUUCUACAAUGACCCUUCUGCUUAUUAUUGAUAAGAUAAUAAUCAUUUCUAGCCUUAUGCUGUAUGUUUUGGACUUCCCUUUGUUUUUCUAGUAGAAGGCUGUCUGUUGUUAAAAAUGCUGCUCUAUGGCAAUGACAGAAGAUGGGAAGCAAUGUUUCAUUUUUCAGGUAUGAACUUCAAGCAAGAACUGAAAAAGUUCCCCUAAAAAUAUCAAUGCCUGAACAUGCUAUGAAAAGUAAAUUGUAAACUAAUGUAUUCAUUUAGAGAAAUGAAAAGUAGGGUCUGUAUAGGCCUAUUUGGCUAACACUCAAUUUUCUGUUUACUUGUAAUAUAAAUGUUUAAGUCUUUUUUGUUGGUCAUUUAUUCAUUUUCUUAUUUUGGUAAUUUAAAACAGACACAAAGACGAUGGCUGCUGUAGAUGUUUCAAACCAAUUGAUCGUAAACAAUAAAUCAAUUAAAAUGCACGCCAUUGUUGGGGAAUACAUUUGUGUUCAGUAAUCU
Molecule: messenger RNA, 1864 nt
Organism: Xyrauchen texanus (razorback sucker)
Lineage: Eukaryota; Metazoa; Chordata; Actinopteri; Cypriniformes; Catostomidae
Product: homeobox protein Nkx-2.4-like
Exons: 2
Coding region: 91-1122 (343 amino acids)
Biological process (GO): regulation of transcription by RNA polymerase II; cell differentiation
Cellular component (GO): nucleus
Molecular function (GO): RNA polymerase II cis-regulatory region sequence-specific DNA binding; DNA-binding transcription factor activity, RNA polymerase II-specific
Source: RefSeq, a predicted model, not a curated record